Molecule: messenger RNA, 624 nt
Organism: Eruca vesicaria subsp. sativa (arugula)
Lineage: Eukaryota; Viridiplantae; Streptophyta; Magnoliopsida; Brassicales; Brassicaceae
Source: the annotation of a GenBank genome assembly
AUGAAGAGGACACAUCUGGCAAGUUUCAGCAACAGAACCCAAGAAAAAGAAGGAGACACUAAUGGUCACGACAGAAUCAUCAUGCAUCACUACAAGAACUACGAAACAGGGCUGAUCCCAUGGCCUCCCAGGAACUACACUUGCAGCUUCUGCAGGAGAGAGUUUAGAUCUGCUCAAGCACUUGGAGGACACAUGAAUGUUCACAGAAGAGACAAAGCAAAACUCAGACAGAUACCUUCUUGGCUCUUUGAACCUCACCAUCACACACCUGUUUGCAACCCUAACCCUAAUCUUAACUCUUCUUCAACAACGCUAGCUCAUCAUGAGCCUUCCAUAACCAACCAGAUAUCCAAAACGACUCCUUUUUCUUCUGCCCGGUUGGAUCUUUUGGAUAAGGGUUCUAGCUAUGGAGGUUUGAUGGAAGAAAGAGAGAAGAACAACAUCAAUGUAUGUAGCAGAGAUCUCAAUAAGAGUGCUGUGGAUUCAUGUCAUGCUGAAAAAUGUGAGAUAAGUCGUGGAGAUCUGAUGUACAAGGAAGAUAGUGUCAUGGGGUUGGAGCUUGGGAUGGGUUUGAGGAACACAAAACAAGUUCUUGAUUUGGAGCUUCGGCUUGGGUGCCUUUAA